UGCUGAAUGAACAGCUCCUCUGCUCAUAAAGUAAUCAGAGAGCUCCUCUGCUCCUCCGUCAGAACGAGCCAUGAGACAGCCGAGCUCCCCGUCCUCCAGACCCGCGCCUACUCACCGCCCGUCCCUCUGACUCUCACCACGGCACCAUGAAGAGGCAAAACGUGCGGACCCUCGCGCUUAUCAUCUGCACCUUCACCUACCUGAUCGUCGGAGCGGCGAUCUUUGGCGCGCUGGAGUCCCAGGAGGAGACGGACCAGUUGAGCAAGCUGGACCUGCGCAAAAGGGAGCUGCUCAGCACCUUCAACCUGUCCUCGAAGGACUUUGACGAGCUGGAGACGGUGGUGUUGCAGCUCAAGCCGCACAAAGCUGGGGUGCAGUGGAAAUUCGCCGGCUCGUUUUACUUCGCCAUCACUGUGAUCACCACCAUAGGAUACGGUCAUGCUGCGCCCAGCACAAAUGGAGGGAAAGUGUUCUGCAUGCUCUACGCCCUCCUGGGUAUCCCUCUCACCUUGGUGAUGUUCCAGAGCGUGGGUGAACGGAUCAACACCUUUGUCAGGUACCUGCUCCACCGUUUAAAGAAGCGCAUUGGAAUGAGGCGCACCGAGGUCUCCAUGGCCAACAUGGUGUCCAUCGGCUUCAUAUCCUGCAUGAGCACACUGUGCGUGGGAGCCCUGGCCUUCUCGCACUUUGAGGAAUGGAGCUUCUUCCACGCUUACUACUACUGCUUCAUCACGCUCACCACUAUCGGCUUUGGGGACUAUGUGGCACUACAGAAGGGCCAAGCGCUGCAGACUCAGCCAGAUUACGUGGCCUUCAGCUUCAUCUACAUCCUGACUGGUCUGGCUGUGAUUGGAGCCUUCCUCAACUUAGCUGUGCUGAGGUUCAUGACCAUGAACGCUGAGGACGAGAAAAGAGAUGCCGAGCAGAGGGCUCUUCUGGCACAUAACGGUCAGGCUGGGGGUCACCUCCACUGCUCUGUAGACCCAGCCUCCACCUCCUCCACGCCGUCUGGGUGUGGCGGAGGAAGUGGGGUUGGAGGCAGCGGGGGAGGGGCGGCAAGCAGGGGUCUGCGGAAUGUUUACGCUGAAGUUCUGCACUUCCAGUCCAUGUGCUCCUGCCUUUGGUACAAGAGUCGAGAGAAGCUGCAAUACUCCAUACCCAUGAUCAUUCCGCGUGACCUCUCGAACUCUGAUUCCUACAUGGAGCAGGGGGAGGCCUUUUCCAACCCCCUGCACUCUAAUGGCUGUGUGUGUAGCUUGCAGCGCCACUCGGGCAUUAGCUCUGUUUCCACUGGUCUGCAAAGCAUCAGCACCUACAGGAGACUCAAUAAACGCAGAAUGUCCAUCUAAACCAAGUGGAUUUCAUGCUUUUCUGUCAAGUCCUACUUGUAUUCAACCAUGUGGUGAAGCAAGACUCCUGAUGUUUGCUUAAUUUUGGCACUGAUGAGCCUGCAGGAGGCAGCCAUGUUAUAAACUUCUACUAGCUCAGCACAAACUGGACUGACAAAGGACUGACGUCAUUACUAACAGUAUGUGUCUGAGGAGUCAUGGCAAUGCUUUAGAAGAGGCAUUUGCUUCACAAACUCUGUAACUAUUACAGUUAAAAUACAUACAGGAAAAACUACAAGAAGCUAUGUGCAUCUCUGAAUUCUAAUAUCAAACACCCCAAUGUUGAUUCAGUGAUUUUCCUGUUGAUACAACAAAUAAAAAGGGACAAAGUACACUGUGAGAUGUUUUUGAGACAGAUUGGGGUUGUAUAUUGUAUAUAAUGCCCCACUAAGAGAUAUUUUAUUGAAUAUUCUUAAAUCCACUUCCUUUCCUUUAAGGACUCUUUGCUUGUAAGUGCUAGACCCACUUCAGCAAACAAAAAUGUGUUUAUUUGACCACUUCUCUUCAAGCAGGUAUUAAGGGAAAGCCUAUUUUUUCAGUGAAAGUUUAAAAUAUAUCUCUUUUCAUUUCUGUAACUGAGGUUCAGGUUCAAACUGAACCUUUUGAUGUGGUUCAUCUUCUGUCUAUUUAAUGAAAGUCAUAUUGACAACAUUGUAACAGUCUGAUUGUGUUGAUCGAGAUGGACUGAGCAGGUUUGGCCCAGAUGUCUACUUAAAGGAUAGAAAGCUUCGGAGGGAUUGGUGGGACUGAACUUUUGACACUGUCUCUAACCACUAGGACUCCUUUUUAAACCCUGUCAGACCUCACUGUUGUAUUUUGUAAAUCACAAUGAUUUUUUUAAUAGUUACUUUAACUACAUCUGUUUUAUUUACUUGCUUUCACAUAUACUUUGUACAAAGAAGUAGACGUAGCUAAAAAAAAAAAAGAAAGAAGCUAUAUUAUUUUUAAAGCCUGAAGUUAGAAAGUCUGGCUGCCGCCAUCUUUUUUGGGGGCUCCAGAAGUUAUCACCUUUUGAAGAGAUGGCAAAGUUAGCAAACAUUACUGUAGAAGCUAGCCCAGGGAGUGCCGGUUUGGCCCAGUGAUGAAGUCAUGUGCCCCAUAUUUAUUUCUCUUUAUUUAAACUCGAAAAUCAAUCAUAUACAGAGGCCAUGAUCCUCAAAGGGGUUCGAUUUCAACCUGCAGCCCCUCCCCGCGUGCAACAUCGUUCUCUCUUCUGCUCUAUCCACUGUCAUAUCCUCUCUAAAUCAAGGCAUCAAGCCAAAAAUUUUUUCUAUAUAUAUAUUUAAAGAGAAGCUAACUCAUAUCUGUAUCUGAUAUGCUAGGUAACAGAUACAGCAGUUUACCAGCUAAUGCUAGGUCUAGCUUGGUUUUCAAGAUCAUGUCAUCUGAAUUUAGAGUAACUGAUUUAAACUGGCCGACUUACUUCUGCUAGCCAAAAGCAAACUUUCAACAAAAUGUACGUACCAAAACAGAAAAACAACAGACACAACAGAGUGACUGUUUGGACCUAAACCUGAGUGCUAAACAAAGCAUUUUUGAAGUGACCUUGCUAACAACAGGACAGUCACAUCAUAGCAGUCAAGGUCAUCAUACAUUUAACUUAAUUCAACAAUUUUGACCACAAUUUUAUUGGCAGAACAUUAACUCUCCUGUUACGUUCGUUUCCCUGGAACAGUAAGAAUGUUCCUGGGUCAACUUGACCCAGGUCAUAUUUAAUUAAUUUAAUUAUCCAAAAGUGUCAGAACCCAAAACAAUCCCAAUAAACAUUUUUUAAUCUCAUUUUGAACUCAUUACUAACCAUUUAAAUCAAUAUUUAGUGCAAUGGUGUUCUUUAAUUCUCAUAGAUCAAAGUUCAGUGAGGAUAACUCACUCGUUUUUUUUCUGAAAAUUCAUGAUGAAACUCUUUUUUAAUGUACAUUGGAAAGCCAUAAAUAUAUAUACAGUAGUUUUACAUGACAUAGAUUUUUCGUUUAUUCUAUUUUACAUUUUGAAUUUUUUGAAUUUUAUUAAUUUCUUUUUAGAUUUUUUAACUUUAAAAUGGGUCAAUUUGAAUCAGGUUAGAAUUUGAACACAAUACAAAAGAGCAGUUUAGUCACCCACUGCUGGUCAAUGGUAAGGAUUCAGGCUAAAGGCACUUCCACAUUGGUUUCACUUUGUAGACCAGGAUACGUCUGCUUCUUUUACACUGUCAAUUUAUUGUUAGUCGGAGGUUUCGUUCGAGCUCAUCUAUACUUUUAUAGUUUAACUUUGAGCAUGAAAGCUCACCAUAGUAGAGAUUCAUAUCAUACUCACUGCUGCACCUUAGAAAUCUGUUGUGUGUGCUUUAGGACACUGGACUUCAGUGAACUAUUUUAUUUUAUUUUUUAUUUAAAGAAAUCACUGUUUGUUUAAUUUUGUAUAUUAUACUCACUAUAUAAUUCUUACUUGUGUUAGCAGUGUGAUAUGUUUGUCUAGUGUUAUUAAUUAUUGACAGUAGAUGCAGUAAACUGACUGAUACAUAGCCUCAGAGUUCGCACCUCAUGCACUUAGGGGGUCCUUGCUCCAGCCCCAAACACACUUGAUUCAGCCAACUGAGGUCUUUAUGCAGGUUUUGCUCUUGUUUUAGACCUUGUGAAGGAGUUCUCGUAUAUAGUCUUUGUUUAAUUUAUUUUUGUAUUUAAUUUUAGUAUGUUUGUCUCAACAUUUUAGUCAUAUUAAAUCCAUUAAAGUCACAUUCAUUUUAUUUUUUUCCACUGGAACAUUUGUAUUCAUUGCAACAUGCCUGUUAACAUUGUUCAUCAUCCUUCAUGAACUGAAGAGGGACUGCAGUCGACCAUGUGUGUGUCUAUACAUUUAACAUGUUUUUUUCCUUUAGUCAUAAUAAAAUAUUAUUUAAUUCAGCAAAAAUGUA
Molecule: messenger RNA, 4278 nt
Organism: Notolabrus celidotus (New Zealand spotty)
Lineage: Eukaryota; Metazoa; Chordata; Actinopteri; Labriformes; Labridae
Gene: kcnk3a
Product: potassium channel, subfamily K, member 3a
Exons: 2
Coding region: 147-1349 (400 amino acids)
Biological process (GO): potassium ion transmembrane transport; stabilization of membrane potential
Cellular component (GO): membrane
Molecular function (GO): open rectifier potassium channel activity; potassium ion leak channel activity
Source: RefSeq, a predicted model, not a curated record